GGGUGUAAUUGGGCAUAUCAUGUUUACAAAACACUUUGUAUAUAUGUAUAUAUACACAUAUACAACUUAAUUAAUUAAAAUAAUACUCAGACCAAAAAAAAUAUAGAACGUACUGGUCUCCUCAGCGCGGGGAGGGCGAGACAAGUGAGCUCUCCUGCUCCCUGUAGUUGCUGCGGUUCGUUUGAUUCCUCCGACUCGUCUGGCUUGUCUCUACGACUUGAGUUAGACGACGAUGGUGACAAAAUAGCUCGUAAGAUUAUCAGAACCCUUUGGGCUUUGUUUUCAAUUAAAAGCCUAAAUCUAUUUUUUUUCCUGGGCCUGCGGACGGUUGUUGGACUGGCAAAAAAGGCGACGACUUGUCGCAAAACCGCGCCUGGGCGACGCCUGGAGGACGCCUAUCGCGACUAUUCUUCUUCUGCCGAGGCCAGUGAAGACAGCGAGCACUACCUAGCGCCAGGACGCCUAGUCGGCGACGCCGUGACAAACUUGGAAACAUCUCGUUUCCAGCAACAUUUAAUCGUCCUCUUCCUAUCAAGCUUGAUUCUAAUAAUUUUCUCCUGUGCAAGCAUCAUGUUGAAUCUGUAAUUCGUGCUCAAAAACUUCUCAAGUUUGUUGAGAAACCUGAAAUUCCUCAUAAGUUCGUAGCUGGUGAAGAUGAAGGAACUGAAAUUGAGAAUGAUGCCUACGCUAUUUGGGAGAAACAGGAUCAGAUGGUGUUUUCAUGGCUUCUAGCAUCUCUUUCUGAGUCUCUUCAUGCUCGAGUUAUUCAUUGUCAACACUCGCACCAGCUAUGGAGUGAAAUACACAAGUUCUUUCAGACGAACUUUGUGGCCAGAGUCCAGAGCUAGGCAGCUCAAAUCUGAACUGUAUUCUACUGGAAAAGGUGGUCCUUCUUUACUGAUCUUUGUGUCACCUGGAAUUCAAAUCUACAUUCUCAUAUAUGUUGAUGACAUUCUAGUCAUUGGAAAUAACUCUGAAGCCAUUCAACAACUGAUUCAUAAGCUGCAUUCCUCUUUUUCUCUUAAACACUUGGGAGAUAUUGAUUUGUUCUGAGGAAUUGAGGUCAGGAGGCUCUUUGAUGGCAGUUUGCAUUUGUCUCAAGCCAAAUAUGUAAGAGAUUUACUUCAUCAAGUUGGAAUGAUAGACUCAAAAGGAGUCAACACUCCUAUGCUCAGUAACGGCAAGCUUACUCAUCAAGGCAGUGACCCAUUACAAGAUCCUUCUGCCUACAGGUCCAUAGUUGGAAUUUUACGAUAUGCUACCUUAACCAGACCUGAAAUUAGUUAUGCUGUAAAUAAGGUGUGCCAGUUAAUGGCCACACCUUUACAAGACCACUGGAAAGCUGUCAAACACAUCCUAAGAUAUCUCUCUGGCAUUACUACACAUGGCAUUCUCAUCAAACCUCUGUCUUUAUCUACUACACCUCUGCCUAUAUCAGCCUUUUGUGAUGCUGAUUGGGCUUCUGAUCCAAGUGGCAGAAGGUCUACUUCUGGGUCUUGUAUUUUUCUUGGCCCUAAUAUCAUCUCUUGGUGGCCCAAGAAACAAUUGUGUGUGGCCAGAUCAUCAGCAAAGGCUGAGUAUAGAAGCCUUGCAGACACAGCAGCAGAACUAUUAUGGGUCCAGUUCUUGCUAAAGGAACUUCAAGUUCCUUUUCAUACUCCCAGAGUUUAUUGUGACAACCUAAGCACAGUUCAGCUAGCUCAUAACCCUGUGCUUCAAUCUCGGAUUAAACACAUGGAGAUUGAUCUUUUCUUUGUCUGGGAAAAAGUUCAAUCUAAGCAGCUUGCAGUCUACCAUAUUCCAGCUCUUCAUCAACUUGCUGAUGUCCUGACUAAACCAUUAUCAGCCUCCUCCUUUCUUGAU
Molecule: messenger RNA, 1863 nt
Organism: Cuscuta europaea
Lineage: Eukaryota; Viridiplantae; Streptophyta; Magnoliopsida; Solanales; Convolvulaceae
Source: the annotation of a GenBank genome assembly